Molecule: messenger RNA, 2438 nt
Organism: Gasterosteus aculeatus aculeatus (three-spined stickleback)
Lineage: Eukaryota; Metazoa; Chordata; Actinopteri; Perciformes; Gasterosteidae
Source: RefSeq, a predicted model, not a curated record
AUUUGAUGUCUGUUUGACAUUUUAGAUGCCGAACCCUAUCGGGUUCCCCCCGACCGAAGAGCUUCAAGAAGAUCCACUUCAUAAAGAACAUGAGGCAACACGAUAUUCGCAACGGAAGGAUAGUCCUUAUCAGUGGCAGAAGAUCCUUCUAUAGUGUAUUUUCUGUCCUGCCCUAUCGAGAUUGUAGCCAAGCAGGGGAUGUCAAGUUGGAGGGAGGAGGGCGUCAGCGGCACCCGUCGGGAGGCGUCAGUGCCAAGGAGAUGGUCAUCGGGCUCGAGGGAGUGGAGUUGGGAGCUGACGGGAAGACCGUGUCCUACACCCAGUUCCUGUACCCCACCAACGCGCUGGGGGGCCGAAGGAACACCAUCGACUCCACCGCGUCCUUCUCCCAGUCUCGCAACGCCAGCCACAGGAGCCUGAGUUUGGGCCGAGCCAACAGCAACCAGAGCAGCUUGGACACCGGGAACGACCCGGGGGACUUCCGUGAGUAUGACCCCAACCUGCUGGACGACCCGCAGUGGCCCUGCGGGAAACACAAGCGAGUCCUCAUCUUCCCCUCGUACAUGACUACGGUCAUUGAAUACGUGAAACCCUCUGACCUCAAGAAGGACAUGAACGAAACCUUCAAGGAGAAAUUCCCCCACAUAAGGCUCACGCUGAGCAAGAUCAGGAGCUUGAAACGGGAGAUAAAGAAGCUGGCCCAGGACGAGUGCAGCUACGAGGAACCGACCGUGGCCAUGGCUUUCGUCUACUUUGAGAAGCUCGCGCUUCAAGGCAAACUCAACAAGCAGAAUCGCAAGCUGUGCGCCGGCGCCUGUGUCCUCCUGGCCGCCAAAAUCGGCGGCGAUCUGAAGAAGCGCGAGGCCAAGCUCCUGAUCGACAAACUGGAAGAGCGGUUCAGGGUGAACCGCAGAGAGCUGAUCGCCUUUGAGUUCCCGGUCCUGGUGGCGCUGGAGUUCAACCUGCACCUGCCGGAACACGAGAUCAUGCCCCACUACAGACGCCUCCUGCAGACCUCCUAGCACCGGUGAGCCAUCGGGGGGGGGGGGGUUCUCCUUCUGCGCCCGACGGACAGAAGGUACCGCCGGCUGCCUCUCGAGCCGGAGAUCAGCCAAAGGGAGCCGCGAGUCUGAAGCCUUCAUUACUUCGACAUUCGUCGUCACUACACAGACUUCUGAAGAAAAAAAGAAAAAAAAGGAUUGAAACUCUCUGCAAACGGGUUCUUUGCAUGUUUUUAAGUCUUCAUCUUCACUUUGUACAUUUUACAACUCUCUUGUUGAUUAAGAGAGCUUUUUUUUUCUCGGUUUCACUCAGUUUUAGCAACUGACGAUUGUAACAUUUUUUAUCAUCUCCUUUCAUUAAUCUGUCUUUUAUAACAAUCGGAUAUGACCGGUUGCCUCUCAGCCCGUGGCUUUGUUUUGGUCAGACUUCCUCAGAGUUACUCGCAAGUCAUUGUCUUAAAAUUGCACUUUUUGAUCAUUGUGAAACAUAAGGGGGACAUUUUUAUCAGGGUUUUAUUAAGCUAACCCUGAAAAAAAGAAUCUUGGGUCAUAAGCAUCACAAUCAUUCGAAUGGACCUCACGUGGCAUAUUCACACUUUCUAGCCACACCGAUCAUGCAUGAAAAGUAUGGAUUGUUUGCAUACGGGUGCUUGCAGACUAAAUGGGACUUCCUAUUUUCACUGAAGUAUUCCAUUGAUUUUCUACCAGUCAAAUGCUCGCUAUGGAUUCACAGAGACCAGACCCACUUUUAUCAAUGUCAAAGUUCCUGUGCUCUAUGUUAGAGUGUAUUGCUAGCCCAUUUACGGCGCUACAGCGGGGUCGGGAAGGUAGUUUAAGGGGUUUUUAUGAGUGCAAGAAUGCCAUUAAACCGUGAUCAGGACUGUCAGCAUGGUGCUCUAAGUGUUAAGGGAAAAUGUCCUUCACCUGGAGGAUGUGGACGUCCAGUUCAGGGACACUGACCUAACCUCUAAUGAGAAGUCGAAGCUAAACGAGAUCCCGACAGGGAUCAAUGAUGAAUUGAACAUUUGCAUAUAUUGUACCUUGAAUCAGUAUUUUUUGAUUUAAACGCUAAUUUGUUUUGGGGAGAAAAAAAAUUGUCAACCAAUGUGACCAAUUUCAAUAACACUGUUCCAUUCGUUUGGCUUGUAUCACAACGUUGAUUUCCUUGUGUUAGAAUCUUGAAAUUGUGUCACACAGUAUUGAAGUGGGGGAAAAAGCAUUUAAUGCUGCUUAAGUAUUGAUAUUUUAGGUGAAAUGAACACAACAUUAAACCAAAUUGUUGGAAAAAAGCAAGAAUUGUGCUGAUUUAAGAUGAAAGAAAUCUGAUUUCUGUUUGUAAACCCAAAGAUUUCGCCGAAAGAUGCACACUAAAGACUCGUGGGCGACACUUCUUACCUGUCUGUUUGUGAAUAAAAUGCUCCGCUUGUUCAAUCAAAA